ACCGUCUGGACGCGGGCGGACAUGUCGGCGCUGUCGCGAGCCGCGCCCUUGCUUCGCCUGGGAGGCCGCCUCUUCAAGGGCCUCGGGGAGCGGGAGGCUGGAGGCGCCGGAGUGCGUCGGGCUGGCGGCGGGCCACACAUUGAGCCCCGCUACCGUCAGUUUCCCCAGCUGACCCGCUCGCAGGUGAUCCAGGCUGAGUUCUUCAGUGCAACCAUGUGGUUCUGGAUUCUAUGGCGCUUUUGGCAUGACUCGGACGCUGUGCUGGGUCACUUUCCAUAUCCAGACCCUUCCCAGUGGACGGAUGAAGAGCUGGGGAUCCUUCCUGAUGAUGAGGACUGACGGGCCACGUGGAUGACUUCCUGGCCUUCCUGUUGUACAUUCAUGCUGUAAAUUAAAGUAGUCAAGAACAAAAAAAAA
Suncus etruscus (white-toothed pygmy shrew) is the source of this 417-nucleotide messenger RNA. RefSeq names its product NADH dehydrogenase [ubiquinone] 1 beta subcomplex subunit 2, mitochondrial-like. Bases 22 to 339 code for a protein of 105 amino acids. The record is from RefSeq and is a predicted model, not a curated record. Lineage: Eukaryota; Metazoa; Chordata; Mammalia; Eulipotyphla; Soricidae. The transcript has a single exon. Gene Ontology annotation, cellular component: mitochondrial inner membrane.